Molecule: messenger RNA, 13509 nt
Organism: Nematolebias whitei (Rio pearlfish)
Lineage: Eukaryota; Metazoa; Chordata; Actinopteri; Cyprinodontiformes; Rivulidae
Product: SCO-spondin-like
Exons: 95
Coding region: 1-13509 (4502 amino acids)
Cellular component (GO): extracellular matrix
Molecular function (GO): protein binding
Source: RefSeq, a predicted model, not a curated record
AUGCCGAUCUGUCCACCUGAAACCAACGGGUCUCUCAUCCUCCUGGGCAGCAGGACUACCCGAAUGCUGGCCAGAACUCGUCCUCGAGUGAUGGUCACUCCUCUAGGCAGCUUAUUGAGCUCCUCGUCAUUGCAGACAGUCGGCUGCUGCCAUUGGUGUGAACACAUGGUUGAAGAAAAAAUGCAGCAAGUCCUUUCUCCACGCUUACAGCUGGAAGUGAGCUGCUCUGCCGUGUACCAGUACAAUACACAUGGUUGGAGGCUGGAUGUGGACAGAAUGCGCAAGAAACUAGGGGGUGAUGACGGCAUAGCAUCAUAUUACAAGCAGCAAGGGCAAAAUGCAUCCUGUUUCCUGUAUAAUGUGUGUGAGCAGGGAUUAUUUAAUUGUACCCAGGAAUCCUGUGAGAAAGUACAACAAUGUCCCCACUCUCUGGUUUACUCUCCACGCUCCUGCCUUCUCACCUGUUCCAGUCUGGACCUCCCUGGCCAACAACUGUCCCAGUCAAGCUGCAGAAAGCCAUUGUCUGGGUGUGUCUGUCCUUCUGGGACUGUCUUACAUGGGGAUCUAUGUGUUCUGCCAGAUGAGUGCCCAUGUCACCAUAACGGUCAGAUUUAUUACAGUAAUGACACCAUCACAAAAGACUGCAACACAUGUGUGUGUAGGAAGCGUCGCUGGCACUGUACCCAAUCUAUUUGUGCUGGAGUAUGUGUUGCAACUGGUGAUCCACACUAUGUGACAUAUGAUGGCCGCAUCUAUUCUUUUCUUGGCGACUGUCAGUAUGUGCUAACAAGGGAGACCAGUGGUUUGUUCAGCGUUACGGCAGAGAAUGUGCCAUGCGGAAGCACUGGCGUCACCUGCACCAAGUCAGUCACCCUCAGCCUGGGAAAGACUGUCAUACACCUGCUAAGAGGUAAAGCAGUGACAGUAAACGGAAUGCCCAUUACACUACCAAAGUCCUAUAGUGGCAGCGGUCUUUCUGUGGAGAGAGUUGGCCUUUUCGUUGUCCUCUCUUCUCGACUUGGAAUCACUGUGCUGUGGGAUGGAGGCAUGCGUGUGUAUUUGCGUUUGGAGGUACACCUGCGAGGUCGAGUUGGAGGGCUGUGCGGGAACUUUGAUGGGGACACAGAAAAUGACUUUACAACACGGCAGGGAAUUGUAGAAUCAACACCUGAACUGUUUGGAAAUUCUUGGAAGAUCAGCCCUUCCUGCCCUGAUGUAGAAAACCAAGACCUUCGUGAUCCAUGUGUUCUAAACUCACACAGAGUGACAUGGGCAAGGAAAAAGUGUGCUGUGCUAACACAGGAACUCUUUUCAUUAUGCCACACUGAGGUGCCCUUCCAGCAGUAUUAUGACUGGUGUAUCUUUGAUGCUUGUGGUUGUGACUCUGGUGGGGACUGCGAGUGUCUGUGCACAGCCAUAGCUUCCUACGCUGAGGAGUGUAAUCGACGAGGGGUUUACAUCCACUGGAGGUCCCAGGAGCUUUGUCCUCUUCAGUGUGAGAAAGGACUGGUUUACAAUCCAUGUGGACCUGCUUGCACUCUGUCAUGUCCAAGUGUCCAUCAAAGUUCAUACUCUCAGUGCGCUGUGCUUUCCUGUGUGGAGGGCUGCUUCUGCCCUGCUGGCACAGUCAGACAUGGUGACAGCUGUAUAAUGCCUACUCAGUGUCCAUGUGAGUGGGACGGCUCCAUGUACCCCGCUGGAACAUCGAUUACUAAACACUGCCAGAACUGUUCUUGCAAUGAAGGUAUUUGGCAGUGUGAGGGUGUGGCUUGCCCUCCUCCCCCAUCUCCAUGCUUGGAGUCUGAGGUUGCAUGUACCAGUGGGCGCUGCAUCCCAUCCCAGUGGGUGUGUGACAACGAGGACGACUGUGGUGACGGCUCAGAUGAGAUUUGCCCGUCCACCUGCUCCCCAGAACAGUUUCGCUGUUCAAGCAGGCCAAGUGGACCAUGUUUGAACCUGGCGCUGCGCUGUGAUGGUCACCCAGACUGUGCUGACCAAUCAGAUGAGGAGUUCUGUGGACCUGCCACCACAGUGCCCUCAUGCUCUCCUGGAGAGUUUCAGUGUGCCAAUGGAAAGUGCCUGCCAGUCACCCGUGUAUGUGAUGGACGGCUCGACUGUGGCUUUGCUGAUGGGUCUGAUGAGCAAGACUGUGGCGUGGUAUGUGAUGAAGGGGAGUUCCUCUGUCCAGGAGGACGCUGUAUUCUCUACAUCCAUCGCUGUGAUGGCCAUGAUGACUGUGGAAAUUUAAGUGAUGAGAGAGGGUGUGUGUGUGAACCAGGAUACUUUCAGUGCCCAGGUGAUCAGUGUAUCCCUGUAGACAGAUUAUGCGAUGGACACAAAGAUUGUCCUUCUGGAACAGAUGAAGCUAUCUGUGCAAGCAAAGUGACCUGUGCUCCCAACCAGUUUGCCUGUGCUGAUGGUACAUGUGUUGCCAAAUCUAAGCUGUGUGAUGGAACAGCUGAUUGUCCAAACAGUGAGGACGAGCACAAAACUAAUUGCUACACUGAGAUCAUAACACCACCUGUCACCCCAACGUCAGUCUGUAGGUCCUAUGAAUUUAUCUGUGCCAAUGGUGGGCAGUGUGUUCCUCGGGCAUGGCAGUGUGAUGGGGAAACAGACUGCCAGGAUGGUAGUGAUGAGCAGCAGUGUGCUGCUCCAUGCAGUCCUGGCCAGGUGCCUUGCCUCAGUGGGGACCAGUGUGUAUAUUAUCAACAACUCUGUGACGGAACCCCACACUGUAGGGAUGCUUCAGAUGAGAGUGUUAACAAUUGCGGAUCUGCUAAGAUUCCUUCGUGUCCAGGUAGCUUCCCAUGUGACAACCACACCUGUGUAAACAUGUUAAAAGUGUGCAAUGGCAUCCCAGACUGUCCACGUGGUGAUGAUGAGUUGGUGUGUGAUAAAACCAUCUCACCAGUUCACCCUGGGAGUAGGAACGUCACUACUACCUGUUCUGAGUUCACCUGCUUAGAUGGAACCUGUGUACCAUUUAACUUGGUGUGCAAUGGUGUGGCAGACUGUCCGGACUCUUCACGAACAGCAUUUGGAAGGUCAACCGAUGAGCAGGGUUGUAGAACGUGGAGCUCUUGGGGUCCCUGGAGCUCUUGCAGUACAUCCUGUGGGACAGGUUCUAUGAGCCGGUAUAGAACCUGUCCUCCAGGGAACUCUCUGCACCGCUGUUGGGGUCAAGACAAUCAGAGGCAGCAGUGCUUCAACACCACAUGUCCUGUGGAUAGUCAGUGGCUGCCAUGGGGAAGAUGGUCAAACUGUUCUCGUAGUUGUGGUGGAGUGCAGGUGAGACAUAGAGAAUGCAUUCCUCCUCAAUAUGGAGGCCGACACUGUUCCCAGUUUGAGGGACCAACUAACCUCUCCCUGGAAUUCAAACCAUGUUCUAAUGAUGGAUGUACAAAUACCAGCUGUCCACCUGGCCUUGUGAGACAUACUUGUACUCCUUGCCCUGUCUCUUGUGCUCACAUCAGCAGUGGGAUAACCUGUGAUCCCACAACGCCUUGCUUCUCUGGUUGCUGGUGUCCAGAAGGCCAGGUGAUGAGCUACACACAACAAUGUGUGUUGCCAGAAGAGUGUGCAUGUGAAGUUGCAGGUGUGCGAUACUGGCCAGGCCAGCAAAUAAAACUUGACUGUGAGAUUUGUGUUUGUGAGAGAGGAAAGCCUCAGAGAUGUCAGCCCAACCUGGACUGCUCAGUGCACUGUGGCUGGUCUUCAUGGUCUGAAUGGGGAGAGUGUUUGGGACCUUGUGGUGUCCAGAGUGUACAGUGGUCAUUCCGCAGCCCAAAUAAUCCCACCAAUCAUGGAGAUGGCAGAGCCUGUAGAGGAAUUUACAGAAAAGCCCGCCGGUGUCAGACAGCCCCAUGUGAUGAGUGUGAGUAUCAAGGUCGGUUCCAUGCAGUUGGAGAAAGAUGGAGGGCAGAGCCAUGCCUGUUAUGUCACUGUUCCCUCAACCUUUCGGUGCAAUGUGACAUGUACUGUCCAUACACCAUCACUGGAUGCCCUCAGGACCAAAGUCUGGUCCAAGGAGACACGUGUUGUUACUGCAAAGUGAAAAAUGACACUGCGCCUGUGACAGUAAGCCCUGACAACGUGACAGUGAAGAUGACUAUAAGCGCCACACCCCUAGUCCCUACUUACCCCCUUGCUCCCGGAGCUGAAUGUUGGGCUCCUCUGGGUGUCCAAACUCUCCCAGCUUCUAGUUUCAAGGCCUCGUCUCACCAAAAUGCUCAUCCACCUGAGGCAGCUCGUCUUCAUUGGUGGGAUCCUCAUAGUGACCUGCAGGGCUGGAGUCCAGAACCAGAAGAGUAUAAAGACCUACCACAGCAGAGACCAGAGGGACACAGUGGCAACAUGCAAAGCCCCUACAUUCAGAUAGACCUGCUCAAAGCCUACAACAUCACAGGUGUGUUGACCCAGGGCGGUGGUGUAUUUCGCACCUUUGUGACCAGCUUCUACCUCCAGUUCAGUCAGGAUGGGAGUCAUUGGUACACCUACAAAGAACUUGUUUCUUCUGCUCAACCCAGAGUGAAGCUUUUCCUCGGUAACUACGAUGAUCAAGGUGUGACAGAAAGCAGACUGGACAGGAUAGUUUUAGCUCAGUUUGUUCGCUUGUUGCCCCACGACUUCCAGAAUGGCAUCUACCUUCGACUUGAGAUCAUGGGUUGCGUUGAUGGGUAUCACUGGCUAUCUUCCCCCACUCCUCCCUCACCAGUCUCUCCAGUAUGGGAAUGCAAAGAGAAAGAGUUUCAAUGUGAAAAUGGUCACUGUGUACCAGCAGGCCCACUGGGAGUUGUCUGUGAUGGUAAAAAUGACUGCGGAGAUGGAUCAGAUGAAACAUCCUGUGGUACCCAGGCUUAUGUUACGUCCUCUAGUUUACGCAGCUGUCCAACUGGUCAGUUUUCCUGCCUCCCACCGGGGGGCUGCAUUGAGAUACGCAAACGUUGUGAUGGUAUUCGUAACUGUCCCAGAGGAGAGGAUGAAAAUGGAUGCCACCUCCAUGACGUCACGACACAUUCAGAUAGGGCAUACACACAUACCCCUUCUCCUCUGAAGACUCCUUCUAUGGCAGCUGUUACUCACGCAGCAGUAACACCAACACAUGGUGGCCCUGGCUAUUAUGGCAUUUGCUCGUCUCCACUUGGACUGGAGGAUGGGAGAAUUCAUUAUAGUCAAUUAUCUUCCUCCUCACAUAGAGAGAACAACCCUGCUGAUGCUGGAAGACUAAAUAUUAUUCCUAACAUUAAGGUUAUGGAACCUGGUUGGAGCCCUUUGCCUGCAGAUCCCCAGCCGUAUCUUCAGGUGGAUUUCCGGGAGCCCAAAUGGAUAUCAGGAGUGGUGACACAAGGAAAUGAGCACAUGUGGGGUUAUCUCACUAAAUAUCACGUGGCAUUUUCCCUUCAAAGUGACAUCUUUACAGAUUUUACAGAAAAUGGAAAGCCUGAAGGCCCUGCGAAGGUGUUUGAAGUUCAAAUGGUGGGCAGCAUCCCUGUGACUCGCUGGCUGGGUUGGCUUAUCAGAGCUCGCUACGUACGCAUCAUCCCUGUGGAGUUCAAGCACACCUUUUACCUACGUGUGGAGAUUCUUGGCUGUAGAGGAGAUGAGCUAGUGACACCCGGCAGUGUGACUUCUCCCUCAGGAUUUGGAACAGUUAGUGAGCAGCGCUGCAAUGCAGGCCAGUUUUUGUGUGAACACACUAAGGAGUGCAUCCCCAUGUCUGUUCUUUGUGAUGGUCGACCAAACUGCAAAGACCAUUCUGAUGAGCUCAACUGUGGUACUUCUCCAACCAGAAGUUUUCCAGGACUUCACAAUCAAACCAUCUACACAGGGAAAACUGUUUUCCAUGUUGACAAUGUAACAACAGGUGGCCCUGGCAUACAUACUAUGAGUAUGCAAAGCGGAUUUCCGGGGGUGGCAACGGCAGGCACCAUAACCAGGCCAACGGUAACUCCACUACCACCACCAACUCCCGGACCCUGCUCUUCUAAACAGUUUCACUGUGACAGUGGGGAGUGCAUUCACAAGGAUCGUAAAUGUGACCUGGGAUGGGACUGUUUAGAUGGUUCUGAUGAAAAAGAUUGUGUGGACUGCAUAUUGUCCCCGUGGACAGCCUGGAGUGCCUGCAGCAUGACAUGCGGUCUUGGUUCCAUGUUUCGACAGAGGGAUAUAUUAAGGCAUGCUCUGCCUGGAGGAUUCUGCAAUGGAGCUCAGUUUGACAGUCAAGCCUGUUUUCCUCGAGCAUGCCCAGUUCAUGGUUAUUGGUCAAAGUGGACAGAGUGGUCAGAAUGUGACACUUUGUGUGGCGGAGGAGUCAGACAGAGGAACCGAACUUGUUCUGCACCCCCUCCUAAAAAUGGUGGACGAGACUGUGAGGGCAUGUCCCAGCAGAGACAGAGCUGUAACAGCCAGCCCUGCACCACGGACACUGGAACACAAACAGGUUGUGUCGGCGGCAUGGUGCUGGUGACAAAGGAAGAUUGUCAAGCUGGAAGAGUUGAUCCUUGUUCUUCUACCUGUUCAGAACUCAGCAUGACCAACAACUGCACUUCAACGUGCAUAGAGGGUUGUCGCUGUCCUUAUGGGUUGUACCUUCAGGAGGGCCAAUGUGUGAAUUCUAGCCAAUGUGUCUGUGAUUGGUUUGGUGAGAUACUUCAUCCCGGACAAGUGAUCAACAGAGAUCAGUGUAUUACAUGGGGUUCUUUGAACAAACUCAGUGUGUGCCCAGUGGGCAUGGUGUACAUGACAGCAGCUGAGUGUGUGGCUCAGGGUGGUGCAUGUCCACGAGUGUGCUUGGACAUGACCUUCACAGAGGUUCAGUGUGUCACCGCCUGUUAUGAUGGUUGCUACUGUUCCCCAGACCUCUACCUGUUUAAUGGCAGCUGUGUGCCUUUGGCACAGUGCCCAUGUUACCAUUAUGGGAAGAUGCAACCAGCUGGUACUGCCCUGCCUUUUGACACAUGCAACAACUGUACCUGCACUAAUGGAAAAAUGAAGUGUGGAACAGUUCCCUGUCCAGUGGACUGUGGCUGGAGCAGCUGGACACAAUGGAGUGCUUGUAGUCAAACUUGUGAUGUUGGUGUAAGAAGAAGGUAUCGUUCAGGAACCAAUCCACCUUUGGCUUUUGGUGGCCGGCCCUGUAAAGGAGAGAGAGUUGGGAUUGAUACCUGCAGCAUUGAACCCUGCCUUGGUAUCAAAGAACCAUGGAGUAUGUGGUCGGAGUGUUCAGUGACAUGUGGAGGAGGUUACAGGACCCGAACACGUGGGCCCAUCAGAAUCCAUGGCACAGCUCAACAGUUCAGCGCCUGUAGCCUGCAGCCUUGUGGAGAGGGCAGGAUGUGUCCUCCAGGUCAGCAGUGGAAGCAGUGCUUGAAGGGGGCAGUGUUUUGUACAGACUUUACAUCGGACAUUAGCAGGAAUUGUACACCAGGCUGCCAGUGCCUUCAUGGGACUGUCCUGCAGGAUGGAGGAUGUGUGCUUGAGUCUGACUGUCGUUGUGAUGUUGAUGGACAGCAAUUCAAACCUGGAGACAUUGUUUUGAGGAGCUGCAACAACUGUACAUGUGACGGGGGGAGGCUGGUAAACUGUUCUCAAGUUAUUUGCAAUGUGGAUGGACAGUGGUCCACGUGGACUCCAUGGAGUCAGUGCUCGGUGUCAUGUGGCACUGGACUCAGGUCUCGCUACCACUUCUGUUCCAGUCCUCAGCGAUCUGGCAGUGGUCUUCCAUGUCUUGGUCCUCACCGUGAUGACCAAGUCUGCAUCACUACACCGUGUGAUCGACAUGGGGCUUGGAGUCUGUGGAAUAAAUGGACCGAAUGCACUAAGUCAUGUGGAGUUGGGGUACAAAGUAGAAGGAGACACUGUGACAACCCCACUCCAGAGGGGGAGGGAAACUACUGUGAGGGUCUGGGAACUGAAGUCAUAGCUUGUAACACUGACCACUGUCCAGUGUUACCUUGUUCCCAGGUCCCAGGGACAGUGUUCAGUAGUUGUGGGCCCUCUUGUCCUCGAUCUUGUGAUGACCUUUCACACUGUGAGUGGCAUUGUGAGCCAGGGUGUUACUGUACAGAUGGAAAAGUCCUGUCAGCCAAUGGGACAGUCUGUGUAGCAAGAGAAGAUUGUCCUUGCUUGGACCUUAACUCUGGACACCGACUAGAACCAGGAGAGAUUUCUGAGACCCCUGAUGGAUGCAACAACUGCACAUGUGAUGGUGGCAGACUUAACUGCACCAGAAAGCUUUGCCCAGUGUCUGGUGGGUGGUGUGAGUGGUCGGAGUGGACUCCCUGUACCAGAGCUUGUGGGGCAGAGUCGGUGUCUCGUUACAGAAGCUGUAGCUGUCCAGAGCCAAAAGCUGGUGGAGAACCCUGCUCUGAAGAACAUGAAGUGCACAGUGGGAUUGGAGUUCAGCUACAGAGACACCCCUGCCCUGUCAUAAGCUUUUGCCCAAUUCAUGGUUCAUGGAGUUCCUGGUCUGCAUGGUCAGAGUGUGAUGGGUGUGCUGGGUCAUCCACUCGUUUCAGGGAGUGUAAUAGCCCUCCUGCCAGAUUCGGUGGCCUUCCCUGUCUAGGAGAAAGUCAGCAGAGCCGUGGUUGCCAUGACAACAUUACUGUCUGCUCAAACUGCGGUGGUGGCCAGGAAAAGUGGACGUGUGGGAAGCCUUGUGCACGCUCCUGCUCAGAUCUCUCAGAAGACAUGGAAUGCUUGGAAUCCCCUGAAUGUAGUUGGACCUGUGGUUGUCCUGGUGACAUGGUGCUGCAGGAUGGAGUCUGUGUGGCUAUGGAAGAGUGUCGCUGCAAAUACCAUAACAACUCCAUAACUGGUAAUAAUAAUAUGUCGUGGGUGUGGCCUGGUGGUUAUGAAUGGCAGUUUGCAAAUCCAGGAGAGAUCAUCCUUAGUGCCUGCAAAAACUGCUGCUAUGACUUGGUGGGCCCAUGGCUGCCCUGGUCUCAGUGGUCGUCAUGUUCAGUUAGCUGUGGUGGAGGGCAGCAGGCUCGCUCUCGUGUCUGCAGCUCUCUACCUUGCCACGGCCUCAGUCGCCAGAGCAAAACCUGCAACACACAAGUCUGCCUUGAUGUGGGCUGCCCUCCUGGCAGACUGUACAGGGAGUGUGAGCAUGGAGAAGGCUGCCCCUUUAGCUGUGCUCAGGUCAGUGGGAAAGAGGGCUGCUACUCUGACGGCUGUGAGGAAGGCUGCCACUGUCCCCCCCAGACCUACCAACAUCAUGGACUUUGCAUAAUGGAGUGUCCAUGUCUGCUGGAUAAAGAGUUCCUAGCCUCUCUUCAGAGUGUGUCUGUCACACCGGUGUCUUCUCUGCUUUCCAGCAACGUCUUCGAAAAUGCUGAGCUCCAAUCUGGAGAGACGUUUGUGCAUGACUGCAGCACCUGUGGCUGUGAGCAUGGCAGGUGGAAUUGUUCCUUGGAACACUGCCCACUGGAUGGAGGACUGACACCCUGGGGUCUGUGGAGCUCCUGCUCGCUCUCAUGUGGGGGUUUAGGGGUGAAGACUCGUACCAGGGGCUGCGUGCAACCAGCACCUGCGUUUGGGGGGAAAGACUGUCAGGGUCCACGCCAGGAAACUACCUACUGCCAGGCUCCUGACUGUCCAGGUACAGCUGUCAUUCCAACAGAAGAACCAACCAUUCCAGAAGAAGAUUCAGGCUUUUUGUCUUGGUCACUGUGGAGUCCUUGCACGAAAACCUGCACUGAUGUCCAAAGUCCUGCUGUGAAGUUUCGUCAUCGACAAUGUGCAAAAGCUGUCUGCUUUGGGAUCUCUCACCAAGAGAAGGCCUGCAACCUACCUCAGUGUCCAGGUGAGGUGUGCGCAGCAGUUGACUGUGCACAAAGGAACUGUUCAUGGUUGGCGUGGGGGGAAUGGAGUAGCUGUUCGCGAUCCUGUGGAGUUGGUCAGCAGCAGAGGAUCCGAACUUUCCUGAGACCUGGAGCCAAUGGUUCAUGGUGUGAGGACAUUGUUGCUGGGAACCUGGAGCAACGCUUCUGCAAUAUAAUGCCCUGCAGAGUGGAUGGAGGUUGGUCCCGAUGGAGUCCAUGGUCCCUUUGUGAUAAGCGCUGUGGUGGUGGACGCUCCAUACGCACUCGCUCCUGCUCCAGCCCUCCACCCAAGAAUGGUGGGAAGAAGUGUGAUGGUGAGAAGAACCAGGUUAAGCCGUGCAACACCAAACCUUGUGAUGGGAAAGGAUGUCCACCGGGCCAAGAAUUUGUGUCAUGUGCCAAACAGUGUCCACAGCACUGCUCAGACCUUCAGCAGGGUAUAGAGUGCCAGGGCAAUGCCGAAUGUCAGCCGGGCUGUCGAUGCCCUAAAGGUCAAUUGAAGCAGGAUGGUGUGUGUGUGGACCUUUGGCAGUGCGACUGUCUGGACUCACUAGGGAAAAUGUGGGCGGCUGGCAGCUGGCAUCAAGUGAGCUGCAACAACUGCAGCUGUUCUGAGGGACAGCUCCUCUGCACCAAUCACAGCUGCCAGACUUCCUGUGUUUGGAGCUCCUGGUCUAGUUGGGCAACAUGCAGUGUCUCUUGUGGGCAGGGCCAAAGAACCAGAUACAGAUCUCUGAUCCCAGAUGGUGAAAGAACAGAUUGCCACUUUGAAGAAGUUCAGCACAAAUCCUGCAACCCAGGAUCCUGUCCACCUCUCUGUCUGCUGGACAGACGGGAGCUCAGUGUGGGAGACACAUGGCUACCAGGAGAGUGUAAACAGUGCACGUGCACACCAGAGGGUGUUUAUUGUCAAGACAUCGACUGCAGAGUGGAUGGUGACUGGACACCAUGGUCUGUGUGGUCUGACUGCUCUGUGACAUGUGGUCAGGGCACACAUGUUCGGACUCGUGCCUGCAUCAACCCACCGCCGAGAAACAAUGGGUCUCACUGCACUGGACCAGAGAGAGAAACCCAAUACUGUCAGACCCCUCCCUGUUUGGAUGACCUUUGCCCCUGGUCGCCAUGGUCACCAUGCUCCCAGAGCUGUGGUGCAGGGUCGAUGUUACGACACAGGGUGUGUGUGUGUGAAGACAGAGGUGAAACUUCAUGCUCCCCGGAGGCUGAGAGAGUUAGUGAAGAGACCCAACUGUGCUACAAACAACCCUGCCCAGGUUGUCCUAUGUCUACAUGGAGUGUUUGGUCUCAGUGCUCAUGUGAGUCUCAGAGGCAGCAGCGCUAUCGUGUAGCUCUCACCUCCGCCACCAGGGGUCAGCAGUGCACGCCUGUAGAAACACAUAGCCGAGCCUGCAGUCUCCGUCAGUGUGAAGCCUGUGAAUCCCCGUUUGCUUACGUGGCAUGUGGUGCUCCCUGUGAAAAGCACUGUGCCCUCACUGGAAGUGGUGAUUUGUGUUUGGGUGCCAGGGAGUGUACACCUGGCUGUUAUUGCCCCGAGGGUUUGCUGCAGCAGAACGGCAGCUGUGUUCCUCUCCAUGAAUGUGGAUGUGUCUACCUGCAGCACCAGGCUUCUGGAGAACCACCAACACCUGUCAUUCUUCCUCAAGGGACCACAGUGACUGUAGACUGCAGUACUUGCCUUUGUCAUGAUGGGACUUUGCACUGUGAUACGAGAGAGUGUCAAGAUCUGUGCCAGUGGAGUGCAUGGAGUGUUUGGACCGUAUGUGCAGAGCCAUGCAGUGGUGGAGUCAGGCAGCGCUACAGAUGGCCCUUGGCCUCUCCUCUAGGGCCCCGCUGUAGGAGUCAAGAGACACAAAGUCAGAGCUGCAACACAGGGCUAUGUCCAGGUGAACGUUGUGAGGAUAGGGAGCGAACUUAUCAGGAGAGAUGUGCUAAUCAGUGUCCUCGCAGUUGUGCUGACUUAUGGGAUCAUGUUCAGUGUCUCCAAGGAACUUGUCACUCUGGUUGUCGUUGCCCAGAAGGACAGUUGCUUCAAGACAGCCACUGUGUGCCAGUACAAGAGUGCCGCUGUGGUAUCCCAUCAGGCAAUGGGACAUUGGAGUUCAAGCCUAGAGAGGAAGUGGUCAUCGAAUGCAACACCUGUUUGUGUGAGAAUGGAACUCUGGUUUGCACCAAGCUUCCCUGCCCAGUUUAUGAACCUUGGAGUCCGUGGAGCAUGUGCACAGUUUCGUGUGGACAUGGCCAAAGAACAAGAACACGAAGAUGCCAGGACACAGACGGUGGUCCCUCCUGUUCUGACACUGAGCAGAUAGAGAGCUGUGAUCUGCCAUCUUGCCCAGUGGGUUGUUUCUUAAGUGGAUGGUCAGCCUGGAGUGAGUGCAGCACCACCUGUGGUGGUGGGGUGUCAGUGCGGAACAAAACAAUCAUUCAAGAACCAGAACCUGAUGGGGCAGCCUGUGUUGGACCACUUGAGCAACAUACAGUCUGUAACACCAACAGCUGUCUGCCUGAGUGUCCCCACCAGCAGAUGUACAGUAAUUGUGCAAGUUCUUGUCCGUUUACCUGCGAGGACCUGUGGCCACACACCCAGUGUUUACCUGGACCCUGUACGGCAGGCUGCAUAUGUCCUCCAGGACAGGUGUUAUAUGCAGGUUCCUGCAUGCAUCAGGCAGACUGUCCCUGUUCAACACUCUCUCUGCCCAGUGGGUACCACAGCUGGAAUAUAAGCACUGAAGGCUUCUAUGAAGCUCUGCUGCAACCUGGAACAUCUAUUCAGCACAUCUGUAACACAUGUGUGUGCCAAGGUGGAAUGUUCAACUGCACUUCAGAGGCUUGUGAUGUGGACUGUCAGUGGUCUAGCUGGUCAGCGUGGAGUCCAUGCUCAGCCAGCUGUGGUACUGGACAACAGACCUCCACCAGAUCUGUUCUGCAACCUAGUCAGUACGGAGGGGCCCCAUGUGAAGGCUUCAACCUACGCACUACAACAUGCAUUGCUCUUGACUGUGUAUGUCCUGAUGGGGAGCACUGGAGGAGGAGUGUGUCAGAGGACGUCCCACUGUGUGAGAGGAGCUGCCAGGACAUUUACUCCCCCUCUCCUGUCAACUGCAGCCACUCCGCUGAGGGAUGUGUGUGUCAGGAGGGACUUUACAGAAACCAAGAGGGUGUGUGUGUCAUCCCCGCCCUAUGCCCCUGCCAUGAACAGGAGAUUGUGUGGGAGGCAGCAUCUGAGUGGGAAGAUGGGUGUCUGUCAUGCAGCUGUGUGAACGGGAAGAAACUCUGCCACAUGAGGUGUCCUCCACUCUACUGUGAUGAGGGUGAAGUCAAGGUGGAGGAACCGGGUAGUUGCUGUCCAGUCUGCAGAAAGCAGUUCCCAGAAGAGCCAGUGCCAGAGUGUCAGCGCUACGUUCAGGUUCGAAACAUCACCAAGGGAGGAUGUUGGCUUGAUAACGUGGAGGUCAGCUUCUGCAGAGGACGCUGUCUGUCCAGGACUGAUGUCAUUCUGGAGGAGCCCUACCUCCGGUCCGAGUGUGAGUGCUGUAGUUAUCGUCUGGACCCAGAUAAUCCCGUCCGUUUCCUGAGUUUGCAGUGUGAAAGUGGAGAAAAUGAGCCAGUUGUUCUACCAGUCAUAUACAGCUGCGAGUGCACCAGCUGUCAAGGUGAGGAAUGA